AUGGUAAUCACCCUUCUUAAAUCAAGAAAUCCUCCCAAAACAAGACAGUAUUUAACCCAUUUAUUCUGUCUCGCAGAUCUAACAAUGACUCCCAACCUGGUAAUUUGGAGUUUUCUUGUCUCUCUUGCAUUCACACCCGCUCCUGUUUUUCCUGCCACGUUUACCACGAUAAGAGUCCCUCUUUCCAUUGCUCCCAUCGUGAGCAUUCCUCGACCGGAUUCUUUAGAUGAAGAAGUGAUCAAUAAUUCUGAACUCUAUGCCAGAGCUACAAUUUAUGACAAUUUUAACGCAUCAGUUAUACAUGACCUUGACGGAGUUCUCAAUACAUCAAUAUCUAGUGUAAUAAGCAAUAUUUUGUUGUUGAAGGAACGAGGUUUAUUGCAAGUUGAUAUGUUAACUGCUUUCAACUGUACUACAUGGUGUCUGGAUCUACCGAUAAGUGAAAUCGCGCGAGUCACUGGAAAAACGAUGGAGAAUUUGAAAGGAAAUCCUGAUCCUGUCACAGUGCUGGAGAUGCAUGAUGCAAUUAUUGAAACACUGGAAGAUGUUUACUGCUUUGAUAUGGUUUUAAUUGAAAAAAGUCUCAAUAUGUUCUCUAAAUUUCUUUUGGAAAGCCAAUGGGCAUUAUUUGCAGCACAAAUAGUUAUACAAGCAGUUCAAUGUAGGGCUAAUAUUCUUGGUGUUAAUGCGACAGAAUUGGCUGAGCUUCUUCGUACAGACCUCGCUACAUUAUAUGGCUACACACUUGAUAAUUUAAACAAAACGUUCUUCCAGAACUUUUUACAACUUCAAGUUCGUAAGAAUCUAUUUGAAACAAGGACACUUGAUGAUGCUUAUGCCAUCGCAGAAUUAACUGAGGCCCAGGGCGAAGGUAAAACAAUGUUGUUUUUUGCUGGUGCACGUACUUCUUCGAUUAAUUUCAAUCUUCGUGAUCUGGAAAUUCUGUAUGAUUGGCAGAAGCCUCAACUGUUUGCUAUUGAAAAUAUACCAUUGUCAAGCUACUUGUCUCAGUGCUCUGUCAAAACAUCAAACUCGUUGCUUGCUGUAUCUAAACUGUUGUUUGGGCAAGGAGCAACAGAGCCGACCUGCAACGUUGCUUACGUUUUAUCAAGAUCUCUGAACGAAGUUGAAGCUAAGUUUAAUGCUCUGACCGCAGUUGAAACCCAAAAUUCUCUAUACAUCUUUAUGACUGCUACUAGCAUCUCAAGUUGGUUCGUUAUGGAUGAUAUUCUUCAGUUGGUUAUAAACGAAGGUAUCUGGGUAGAAAUACCAUCGGCAAGUCAUGUUGCAUCUGCAGCAAGUCAAAACACAUCAUUCAUAAAAACCUGCUCUCUGCCUGAAGUAAUUGCAUCGUUAAAGAACUCAAAUGUAACAGGAACACUUGGACCAUUACUGGAAAUCAAUAACCCUACGUUUCGAAAUCUGUUACUUACGACGUAUGGGUAUAGUUAUAAUGAAUUGAUCAGUCUAACAAGGGCACCUUUAUCACAACUAUCUAACUUGUCUGUGGUUGAACUUCAUGCUAUAAUACUGGGAGCAUUAGUUGACAGAUAUUCUAUUUCUAACUUGUCUCUAUUACUUGAUGCACCUGGUGUAGUUGACAUGCACGUACUUUCAACUCUUCCGUCUUUUGAAUGGUCAAGGGCUGUUAUUGCCGUUAUCCAAGCUUCGUUUGCUCAUGCAGCAGAUGCUUUAUCGUUGAACUUGGCCGCUGGUAGUCGUAUUGUAGUGACUAACCAGGCCGACGGGAAUCCAACAAUUCUGGUCAAUCCUUCGCGUGUCUAUUUCUCGCCAAGAGUAAACACAAGCACACUAGCGACGUGUCUGCUUGGACGAAAUGAGACAGAUAUUUAUGCGAUGCCAUUGCCAGAGUAUCACACACUAUUUAUCAUAAACAUCAUACCUAUCGUCGAGGGGAAGAUAAUCAUCGAAACCACGGCUUUGGAAGACCUGCUGGCAGAAAAUAACUUAGUUCUCCGACAAAUCUGGAAUAGAACUGUGGCAGAGGUCGUUUCACAAUACACAGGUUUAACAGCGCAGCAAUUGAGAUGUCUCUAUGGUUGGAAUCAAUUCUUCCUUGACUUCAUUAAUGAAAUAACCUGGGGAAAUGUUAGUGCGUUCCGACUUUGUGGCGCGUAUGAGAAAUUAGCACUUCAUCGAAUCUUGGUUCAGCUUUUAACAGCACCAACGGUGAAUUGCUGUAAGUAAAACAAUAUUAUUUUAUAUGUUUUACCAGUAUAUUUACUUUGAAAAAUUGUCUAAACUAGGAAAAAAUCGUGAUCACUUGAUGCAUGUCUUUGAAAGUUAGCAAUGUACGUGAACGUCCAUUACUGCCACUGUAUCAUUUUGCUUAUUUUCUAUUGACUUGUUUGUUUGUUUGUUUGUCUGUCUGUCUGUCUGUCUGUCUGUCUGUCUGUCUGUCUGUCUGUCUGUCUGUCUGUCUGUCUGUCUGUCUGUCUGUCUGUCUGUCUGUCUGUCCGUCCGUCCGUCCGUCUGUCCGUCCGUCCGUCCGUCCGUCCGUCCGUCCGUCCGUCCGUCCGUCCGUCCGUCCGUCCGUCUGUCUGUUUGUUUGUUUGUUUGUUUGUUUGUUUGUUUGUUUGUUUGUUUGUUUGUUUGUUUGUUUGUUUGUUUGUUUGUUUGUUUGUUUGUUUGGUUGUUUGUUUGUUUGUUUGUUUGUUUGUUUGUUUGUUUGUUUGUUUGUUUGUUUGUUUGUUUGUUUGUUUGUUUGUUUGUUUGUUUGUUUGUUUGUUUGUUUGUUUGUUUUGUUUGUUUGUUUGUUUGUUUGUUUGUUUGUUUGUUUGUUUGUUUGUUUGUUUGUUUGUUUGUUUGUUUGUUUGUUUGUUUGUUUGUUUGUUUGUUUGUUUGUUUGUUUGUUUGUUUGUUUGUUUGUUUGUUUGUUUGUUUGUUUGUUUGUUUGUUUGUUUGUUUGUUUGUUUGUUUGUUUGUUUGUUUGUUAGUUUGGUGUUCAUUUAUAUGCACGAGCGAUAUAUACUCACUAUAAAUUUGUACAUUAUUAGAAGUAAUUUCGCAUAAUUAUACAACGACCUCGUACUAUAGUCAUAAACAUAUAUAUUGAUGUUUUCUAGUUACAACUAUCUCUUUAUCAUCAAGUUCUUAUGGUGUCGGAGAAUCAGACGGAAUCGUUACUAUUUUUGUUCAGUUGGUUUCUGUUCUUGAUCCAAAAGUUGAAGAUAACAUUCAAGUUAGGUAAGCAAGACGGUAUGUUUAAAGAUGAAGUGAUGCAAAAUGUUAUCUAGCAUUUGGGUCGAUCCGUCCGUAGUUGGACAUCGAGCCGCGAGUCCCUCGCGACUGUCACUGCCUCUUCCCAAAAUAUAUGUGUCUCUGUUCCAGGUUGACCCCAAUUGUUCUUCUCUACGUGAUAGGUAGCCUCCCUCGUUUUCUUUUUCCGUUGCUCGGUUUCCAAUUAAGUGCGCUUUUGGUAUUAGCACAUCCUCGAUCCGUAACACAUGACCAACCCAAACAAGUUGUCUUUUUUCAUGAUCUUGGACAGUGGUCUUUGCCUCGACCUUUUUCUCACUUCGUCAUUAGUUAUUCAAACCUCCUAUGUUAUUUUCAGUAUUCGUCUCAAACAAUUGUGGUGGAAUGCCUCGAGUUUUGAAAGAUCAUUGUUAUAGAAAAUUGAAAUUGUUAUAGUUUGCCAUACUAAUAUAGUCAGUUUGGAGAACUUGUACUAGCAAAACAGACAUGAUGAACUGACUAAAAAUAGAUCCGAAUCGAUCCAACAAUCACUGUAAAUAUAUAUUAAAGUUCUUAAUUUAUUAAUCUGAUUAAAUUAAUAAAAUCGUUUAAUUUUUAGUUUAUCCACUUCUUCCAUAUCCGCCACUGGUGGUACAGACUUUCAACAAAUACCGAAUACCAUUGUAACAUUCCAAGCUGGAGAAACUGGUCAGAAAACAGUAACUAUCAACAUUCUUGACGAUAAAAUAGCAGAAAAUGAUGAACAAUUUCUUGUAUUGAUUACGAGUUCAGAUUCUGAUACGAUAAUACUAACAUCCACAGCAACAAUUACUAUUCUGGAUAACGACUGUAAGUGGUAUUUUUAUUUAUUCCAGGCCGUAACUACUGGAUGUGGGUGGUGGAACAACCCCCCAAAGAAAGUCAAGGAGGGGGUCCAGUUUCCCCAGAGGGGGCCUCUCGAAAUGCUGGAAUUGCGGAACGUUUUAAAUAUUAAGGAAUAUUGAAUAUUUUAACCCCCAAUUAUCCCCAAAUAGGUUGGAACGUUUUAUUUUUGCAAGAAAACGUCGCCUCCCCCUCCCCCAUUGCCAACAUUUUCCGGAAAAAUGUUUUGAGGAGGCCCCGGAAGGAAGGGGCCGGGCCCAAAUUUUCAGUUCACUCCCCAAACCAGAUAUCGUUCGGGACCCCCUGAUUUAUUCAUUAACUAAUCAGAGUUGACUAAAUAUUAUACUUUCUCACUUAGUGUAACCCACCCAUUGUUUAAGGCUUUGUCAAAUAUCCCUUAGGAAAAUCUAAUUAUGUUAAUUUGGAUCGAUGUUGAGAUCUGUCCAUUGCCAUUGACUUGGCAUCAUUCCAGAUACGUUUCCAGAGACAUAGGCGUAUGCGAGGAGAACAACUGGGGGGCUGAAAGAAAUUAGUCAGACUUUUUGCAUUUUGCCCGACCUAUCAAUAAACAAUUCCCGUGUGAAAUUCCCAACUCCUUCUCGACGGGGGGAUUUUCGAUUAUUAUCGCAAGAAUCUAGAUUUUAAUUUUAAAUUAUAUAUCACUUGAAUGAAAUCACUUAUAUAUAUUUUUAAUUUUCGACCAUUAUCUUAAUUUAAAUAUUUCUUGCAUUUUCCACUAUUAUAUAUCUUACAUAUUUCGUGCCUCUGCCCCCCCCCCCCACGCCUCGUACGCUUAUGUUUGAGAGCAAAUGCUAUAUCUAGGGAUAAUAGUCCUCAUAUAACCCCUCUAACGAGUUAGCAAGGUGGCAAAUAUUACGCCAGACCCUAAGAAAGGUUUCAAAUAUUAAUCAGAUUAUCAGAUAAUAAAUAAUCAUUCAGAAAAAUGUUUAAUAAGAAAAAAUUUUUAAAAAAACAGUUGACAAUUGUCGCAGUUUCGCACCCUUAAAGCCAUAAAGGACAUGACUCGAAAAUUGACGUUGUUAUUUUUUAGUCUAAUUUGAAAGAUAAUUGAAAGAGUAAUUUCUUUGAUAGAUUUGUGUUUUAUUCAUUCGUUUUGGAGAUAUUUCAUUUUUUAUAAUAUGCAAAGGACCAAACACGACUAAACACAAUCAGUAGAAAACCUACAUGGGUGUUGUUGUGGACAAAUCUCAUUCUCAUCAUUCAUUUUGAGCGAAUUUAUUUGAUAGUGACAAAAUUAUAUAACAUUUUAAUUAAAGUAAGUCAUUAUGUACAUGUGACGUAGAAAGUUCAUUGUUACAACGUGUUUUCAUGAUUGCUACACAACUGUUGCAAACACAUCUUGUUGACAAGAUUUGAAAUUCUAGUUACGUGUGUGGUUGACUUGAUAGCCUUCUGUCAACAAUCACAUGAAAACACGUUUUAUCGCUUUGUAGUUGUUUCCCUUUCAUGGCAAGUUCCAGACAACUCGGUGGCAGAGAACCUUGGUCUGUUUACGUUUAGCCUUAUUUUAAAUGGUGAAAUUGAAAAAAAUAUAUCUGUUAGGUAAGACAUCUGGAAUUUUAAUAGCACCUGAAAGUUUUUUUAUUUUAGUUCUAAGAUAUAAGAAUAUAUAACGAUCGGUUAAAAUAUUAUUAUUAAGAAUUUUAAGUUCAAUUUGGAUGAGCAAGUGGAAACCUGCCGCAAACUUUACAGAGAACAUAUGAACAUAUAUGUAAAAAAAGGAAUGAUCAUUGAUCGAGAGCUAGGCUACAAUAAUUUAUAAAUUAUACUGCAGUGUACCAUGAUAAAUGUGGUAAAGGAUAUAUAGCAUAGGGUAAAAGCAUUGAAUUUAUAGGAUAUAUUAAUUAAAAUUAAAUAAUAAUAUAGUAUACGCUCAUAAAAAUAUUUAGUCGCUCGUUUAACCAAAACAGAGAGAAAACAGAGAUAUAAUUACCAUAUAUUAACUAUUGAAUGACAUACAUGUAAAACACGUGAUCAUUACAGGUCUUACGUGUUUGAUAAGCACCUUUAUUUUUUUAAUUAAGUAAUUAUUUAAUUGCCACACCGCACUACUUAUUCAAUCGUUACCAAUGUUAUCGUAAAUUGCAUUCAAUACAGUGAUAUUGUGUUAAAUUCUCCAUACUAAAACAUAUGUCAUCUUAACAUUUUCUCUUUAGCAUUGCUGUGAAUGAUCUUACGACGAAUUCAACUGAUUAUUCAUUACUAACAACGGCAGUUACGUUCACUCCUUGUAAUGUUAGUAGCACCAAGUCAGUCCAUCUCCUUAUUACCAACGACCAAAUUGUUGAGCCAGCAGAAUCUCUCGCACUCACACCAAGUACAACUGAUGCCUCAGUCAAUACAACUAGUACAGUGAUCUUAACUAUUCAAGAUGAUGACAGUGAGUGUGUUUUCAUGUAACAUAUGAUACGAGGGCUGUUGUUCCGGCUAUAGAUUUUACUGUCAUGCGUUACCCACAUUAAUAAAAAUUGAUUGGUUGACAGAGGAAGAAGAUUAAUCAUAGAUUCAUCAUGGUAUACCAAAAUAUGAUGGUUUGGAAACUAAACAGAAGCUAUUGUGUGAUGUUUUUACCCGAGUUUAUGUUAAUUUGGGCACGGUCACGGUGAUUGCCGGCUCGUUGUAUUUUAGGCUAUAAUUAAGUAAUUGUCCAGUAGCGACAGCUGAGAUGAAACGUGCGGAAAAAAUAAUGGCGGUUUUGUCAGUAAGGCGAGAGGGUUUCUGCAUGCAUGUAUUUCUAUUAUUAUUAGUGAUUUGACACAUUUGUACAAGAAUUGAGGAGCGCAGGUGCAUGAUAACGGCUGAGUCUGCUACUAUAUGUGGUUUAGGGAUAGGGUUGUUGGAAAUAUAUUUGUGCGUGAAAUAUGAGGUUGAAGGAUGUGUUAAAGCCAACGACAUUGAAGCUGUUACUCUCAUCAAGAACAGACUACGCUGGUUCGACCACAUUGCGCGUAUACCAGACAAUCGUGAGGAAUCGCAUGUCAUACAACUUUUAUUUGAUUGCUUUCAACUGUAAAUCGUUAAUUGUAUUUUUUUUCUAUUAUAGAGGCACAGGUGGAACAUGUAAACACAACUUACUCAUUCCCAGAAGAUAUUGGUACUGCAGUACUUGGUGUAAGACUGGUGAACCUAGCUGGUCCACUACAGACUGAUGUGAAUGUCAGGUAAGAUAUGACUGUAAUAUAGUCACUUAGCUAGAGGGGGAUGGGAUGGCGUUCCCCCUUAAUUUUUCAAAUUUAAAGUUUCAGAUGUUUUGGGUGUGAUUAAGGUGGCUCGAUACAGUUUUCGAAAAUUCAAGUGUUUAACACUUUGACAUGUUCAAACUAGGUAUUUUUAGGAUUUAUUCAACAGAUAUUUUUUUUUUAUAUAUUUUGAUAACUUUACUUUCAAAUUAUAUUAGUUUUAGUAACAGAUAGUUCGUUGCUAUGACGACAUACGUGUACGAAAUUCACUCCAAAAUGGCCUAUCGUCUCGUAUAGUUGGAAAAGAAGCAUGGUGACCCCUGAUUUUUUUUCGUGCAUUAUUUUACUUGGACGAAAAGCUAACAAUUAGCAAAAUAUAAAAAAAUUCUGUAAUGCCAUUUUUUUGGAAAAUGCGAAAAUGUCAUAUUCUUCAAUAACAUUUUUUUGGCAUUACAGAAUUUUUUUAUUUUUUGUAUAAUGAAAGUUUUUAGCGGUGCAAUAGAGCAUGCAAAAUUUGAACAUAGGUCACCAGACAAAAUAAAGAGAUAUAGCGCAUUGUUUUUCUAAAAUGGAAAAUUCUAGUGACGUCAGCAAUUGUCAUAAAACGCUAUAGAACACACGCAAUGGCGUGAUAUGGCGCAAGCAAACUGCUCACGUCAGGUCAUUUUGGAAGUUCUUUCAUUUUGUUAAUCAAUUUCCGCGACCCGCGCGUAAAAAUGGUUACCUGGUUUUGAGUUCGCGAUUCUUGAGCAGGGUUUUUGUGAUAACUAUAUCGAGCCACCUUAAGUAAAGAUGUUAUGUGUUAUAAACAAUGAUUCAAAAUUACCGUUUCAAUACUUGAUAAAAAUAGACCCCAAAAUUCUACAAAUAGCACUCCACUGACGCUAAUUUAAAAAAAGCCAUGAAAGCUCUGGCAGUCCUACAAUAAAACCUGUUUUGAAAAGUCAGGAAGUUAACACUUGUAAUAUUCAGUUACAUGCAGCAGUAACCGGAGGCCAGGAUUUAAAAUAUUGGGCCGGUCAGCACUUAGGUACUUUUUAAUCAUUAUUUUGUAGUUAAGUGUAGUAGUUACAGUAUAGCUCUAAAACACGCAAUUCAGUUUGAUUGAUGGACUUUCGCGCUAACUGCAGUAUGGCCCCCGGGUAUAUCGAAAAAGUAGACCGGACUUUAAAAUCGACAACUCUAAAAGUAGACAACUCUAUAAAUACAACUCUAUAUAACUUUUCCGAAUAUUGUGUAUAUCGGAAUAUUUAUUUGAACAUCAGGGCAUUUCAGAGUCUUUGAUUUCUCUAUAAUCACUACAAUUAUUCUUAAAAUCGAAUUUUUCGAUUCCAGUCUAAAAUCCACAUUAAAAGUGGCGCACAAAAAGGAGGUUUAAAACGCAAUUUAAAAUCACAAGGUGCAAGUUUUGAAGAUGAUUUAUGAACUAUCAAAGUACUAGACAACUGACUUACAUCCUAAACUUUAACUUUUUAGCUAUUUUGGUUUUUCCCGCAGAAGUUAGUUUAAUUUAACCGCGUACAGCUGAUUUCAGAAUGAUUUUAUGCAUGAUUUUACAGUUUAAGUUAAAGUUUAAAAAGCGUGUAUGAGUUUUAGAGGUCGGGGAGCGAAGUUAACCUGCAUCGUUCGAAAUCCUUCCCCCUCCAUUUUCCUGCGCAAAUUAUUAUAAUAUUUUAAUGCGGCUUUUAAAUUAAGAUUAAUUUUGGAGAAUUAUAAGAAAACCCUAGACUAUAUCUAUUUUCACGCAAAUUUUUAACAAAUCUCGCGAUAUUUUCGAUUUAUAAUGAUCUUUUUCAAAAAAACUAAAGAAUCGCGCCGCGUUAAUUGUCGAAUCGCGCCCAGUGUGCCUUUAGACUACAUUUUUAUACACCCUGUAUAACAACGGUGCCAACUUAUGAUCUGUUUUAAUUUUAUUUGAUUUUAAUUUUCAGUGUUGUAGUAAUUGCAGUAGAGCAAGAACCAAAAGAACAAUUUAACAAUGAAUUAACACAAGCCAGCUCACUGCUCACAUUCUUUGCGGGUGAUGUUAAUAAUAGCGUACGAAACAUCUCAAUACCAAUAGUUGAUGACAGUCUAUUUGAAGUUGCUAAACAGUUUUUCGUCUUACUUACCCCUGGCUUUGAUGAUAAAGUUGAAGUACAACAACCAACUCAAGUUACAGUCACUAUAUUGGAUAACGACCGUAAGUGGCGUGUUAAAACAUAUCGUAAAUCCUUUAUUUAACCGACUUGUACUUAUCCACUAAUGACGGUGGGUCUGCCUGCUCGCUAUUCAUAAAUGUGCUAGGAGUUUGCUACAGGUUGUCCCGUCCUCUGCAAAACGGCUGGCUGUAGGAAGGUCUGAAAUACCGAAGUAGUGCAUACGUACAUGACCAAAGUACGGCUGAAGUGUAUUAUAUGGUACCGAGCUUACAGCAACCAGUCCGAUCUCUAAUUUCUUUAUUAGAAAAUUACAAUCUUGAUAACGCACUUAUCAAAAGAUUCUCCUCAGUAAGUCACGUAUGUUGAAAGCUUUGGAGACGACGUACUUGCCGUUCCGGCCUUUCUCGCCCACGUGGGAGAGCCAUACAACAGUAUUGUCAGCACUCCUGAAUAAUCUACAUGCAGUUCUUUCCAUUUAAGCUAGGGUUACACGUGCGAUUUUUUUCUCGCGUGGGCGCAACGGAUCAAAUUUCUGAAAUUUGAUUGCGUUUGGGCAAGAAAAGUGGCAACACGUGCAAUGAUUUUCUCGUCUGGUAUGAGAAGUGCAACAAUCGAAGCUAAAGUCAUGAUGUCUUGACAAAAUUUAGCCCUCUUAAUUUUAUAUAUACUGCGAGCGGUCCCUCCUUUCCCUGGGUUUAGAUUCCUGGGAGUGCGAAGUACGAUCUAGCGUAAGUUGAAGUUCGACACAGCUGUUCCUCUGCUACUUUUGUUGACCUUCCUGGUUCUUUGACUGUCGUUAAAAGUGCUCUCUCUGUGUUUAAGUCAUGUUGUUAGUAUUCGUAGCAUAAUUAUACAUCAGAUUUGCUUGAUAGGUAUAUCGAUUUCGACCAAUGGGAAUUUUGCGUUGUGUGGACAUAAUAGCGUAUGUGUUGUCGGAUGCCCCUCCUUUCUCCUGCGGGACUGCCGGAAUAAAUUUAGACCGACAAGUUUAAAAGUUUGAUUAUACUGUGAAGUGUGGACUGGUUGAUAGAAACAAAAUAUUAUGUUGUCAAUAUAUGUAGACUGCAUGCCUAAUAAAAUGAGUUUAAAUUAAAAGUAUAAAGAUGUCAGAUGCGAAACCAGGAUUCAUAUUAAGAGUUUCAAACUGGCUCGUACAAAUAAAUAUUUUUAACCAGUGGAAAACUCGUCCAAAUAAAUAUUUUUAACCAGUGAACGUUUGAAACUCUUAAAUUAAAAGUGUAUGAAUUUGAAGUUAUUCCGGGACCUUAUUUAAGCAACGACGUUUUAGAAAUAAAUUGAUUUUGGGUUAUUUUCGCCUUGUGUCGAUAGUCUUAUGUAAACUUGGGGAUAUUUACUAGUCCACUGGACUAGCCGCCCCAAAAACAUUUUUCACCAGCCAGGACUUGUCAAGUAAAUCGAUUUUGUUUGGCUGGCUGACUAAAUACAAUGAAUUGUAAUUUGAUAUUGUCGCCAAUUGUUGCCGAAAGCUAAACAGGGAGUUUAAGCUUCACGUUUGCGGGAACGGCAAACGGCAUAGUUGCAAUAUCAAUUGUUGGCAGAAUGUUUGCUUAACUUCUUCACUUCAUCUUCUUGUUCUUAUCUCGAAAGAAUCAUCAUACAUUACAGUCUUAAAAAAGCAAGUCAGUGAUUUCCCAUUUAUUACCUUGUAGCGUAAAUUUUUCUUGCCCUAGCGUUUGCCAUUUGAUGUUUGAACGUGAAACUUAAACUCCUAGUAACUUUCAGUAGUGGUUGCCGAUGGUAUUUAUGUUGCCGCGCAGACCAUGAUACACGUGCAAUUUCUUCUCUCGCGCCGGCAACGCAAUGAAAUUUGACCCAUAUGCAUUGCCGGCGCGAGAAAAAACCCGCAUGUAUAACCUAAGCUUUACAACCACACAUAUCAGAAGUUAUCGCAUACACCAUGCCGUUCUGGUGAUGAUAUAAGUCCACUACAAGGUCUAUAAAACUUGUAUUUUCACGUUUCAGCUGCCCAAAUAUCAUUUACAUCCAGUUCAUACAAUGUUACAGAAGGGCAGACAGCCGCUAUGAUGCUUGAAGUCACCAAUGGUACAUUAGGAUCAUCUGUCAAUGUCAGGUAACUUCGUAAAAAUUUCAUAUUCUAGCAAGGAUGGCAACGUUUCCUUUAUUUAUACUUCUUUAACAUUCUUUUAUUGUAAAAGAAGCUUUGAAUUUGAGAAUAAAAAUCGUCUUUGAUACUCUUUCAUUCCGCUUUUUACCAAAUUGAGUUAAUUACUCUACUUAAUUAAAUACUAUUUUAUUUAUUUAAUAAUAUACAUAUAAAUGUUACUCGACGGUGAUUGCAUUGUUGAUUCCAGUGCAAUUAAUCUCAAACAGUAGUGCAAGAUAAUGUAAUAACAGUGCAAAAAUCUGUAACAAGAGUGCAAAAAUCUGUAAUAAACUGAUCUGAUUGGUAGAAAAACCAUAGGAAUUAAAAUUAACCAAUCAGCGGCUAACCCAGUGGCUUAACACUAGUAACGGUUAUAGAUUGCUUCAAAACAAAACAAACAUGGCGGCUUGCAAAAUUUGGCUUUUAUCUUUUAUUAUAAAAUGUUAAACAAGACUGACAAAAGUGAAAUAAUGUAGUAUAAGAAAACAAGAGAACUUUUUCAAAUGUCAAUGGACAGUUCCCUCCAAACAUAAGUACUAGUUAAAGAUGCUGUAAAGUCCGUAAUGUAAACAAAUACUUUGUUUACAUUUUGAACUCAGUCACUACAGUUGUAAAAUAUGAUUAGAUACGUAUUAUACUGAAUUUUUAACACUCUUCUGGUUCGCUAUGCUUGUAAAUAAAUACAGAUUAGAGAUUCGAUUCAAGAAAGUUCGGAAGGUGCGGAAUAUUAAUAAUAAUUGCGAUGGUUGGUUCCCAUGCAACCAUUGGAAUGUAGGCCUGCGCAGAACGUAUGCGCAGAACGGACUUCACAGCAUCUUAAAAACUACAAUUGCCUCGAACUUUUUAUGUAUACAUUAUUGAAACGUAAUAGGAUGGUUUCUCAUGAAAUUUGCAUGGAUCAGUAAAAGUGAGUUGUUUUUUUUUAGCGCUAUGACCUCCAAUAGCACUCGUCCUUCGGACUCAUGUUAUUUUGAUGCUCUUUAAAAAAACUCACUCGUGCAUGUUUAAAUUGCACUCGAAACCAUCCUAUUACCUGCAGUAAUAUUUACUCAAUGUUAAUUAACAGCAAUAUUCUGGCUAUCAUUUGGAUGAUAACUUCAAUAUAAACAAUAGUUACAAUUAUUCUACGUUAAGUAGAAUCAAUGUAUGGCAUACAGUUUAUCUUAUUUUUGGCUAUAGGGGACGCUUCCUCCGCAUGCGAAAGAGAAAUAUCAUGCUUUAAUUAUAUAUACAUCGUGCAUCAUUGAACUAUGCAUGCACUGGGCAUCCACUUUUUUACCUCGAGAGACAAGAAAUCAAUUUAUAAAUUUCUAUACUCUCUGUUUCGCUUAUUUGAAUUAAAGAUUCGUCCUUGGAGUGUGACUAUUAGCUCAACAAACGUUGGAAUUAAACUGUUCGAAAUAUAUUGUUGUUGUGCAAAAAGAAACAAACCAAAGUGAAAAUGUAGCGUCCCGAUGGAAGUAUAUAAACAUGCAGGAAAGGUUCUUACUAAUAUUAACAAAAUUGUAUAAUUAGCACGAUACGAAAGAUCCCCUUUCAGAAGUUUUACUCCUAUUCUUUCCAACAACUUCAAAUUUCCUUGCGUAUACGGAAACAACUAUUUAUACUUUGUUUAGUUGUGCCAAAUUAUAACUACUGCAUUUGAUUUCAAUUUUAGUGUUAAUACACAAGAUGGAAGUACUGCUGGAAAGAGUGACUUUACCACCACAAUACCGUCAGUAACAUUUCUGGCGGGAGAAACAGGUCCCAAGGUUGUCAGUGUGGUAGCUGUUGAUGACGAAAUCGUUGAACACAGUGAAUAUUUUACGGUUUCCUUGUCAAGCAAUUCUGGGAUAUCACUUGGGCCACAGGCGUCUGUAUUUAUUAACGAUAAUGACGGUAAGAUCACAUAAAUACCGUAAACCUCCGAAUAUUAGCCCCCCCCCCCUAUAUAAGCCACCCCCUCCGUGUACAAAGCCCACCAUAUUCACUAACGCUAGCUAACCACUGAUCUAGUGUAGCUAACGUUCAGAUCCCGAAUAUAUGCUCUUCCCUGUACAAACAAUGCAGCAAUGGGGAUUCCAACAACUUAGACGUGUUACGUUCGCGGGCGAGAACGAACAAAAAAUGUGUGUUGUUAUCUUGAUCAGUUUACGCUCGUUGCUCUCCUUGACCAGACACAGCGACACGCGCUGGCAAAGGAGGCUUUCUUGUAUUUGUAAUAACUUUCUUCUAAGUCUUAUAAACUUUUCGACGACAAUAACUCAAACAAUAUCAAUUUAUUCUUCUUGAACAACAACAACUUCUAAACUUGUCUCUGAUAUUUUUCCAAUACUUAUUAAUUCUUUCUCUUCAAUAAUCUUCUAACUACCUUUUCUUAUUUAACUUAAGCUUUCGCUGUUUAUAUACUAUCCGAUAGAUAUUUAUAGAAUAUUACAUAAACUCUAUUUUUAGAUAUUACGUAUAAGAUAAAUAUAGCAAAACCAUGAGUCACCAUAGUUACGCAAUGUCUUAAUUAAGAAUAUCAUGACGUGACUGACUUCACGUCACAGACGAGUGACAAUAAUUACAUUAUACGGUAUUAUAAUAUGUUAACUAACAUUGUUUUAAUUGUUUUUGUUUGUGGAAACACCACGUAAAUUUAUUACUGCAAAGCUUUCGAUCCGUAAGCCCGGAUCUUCAUCAGCGCUAAUAAUAUGUGCAUAUUAUUAGCACUGAUGAAGAUCCGGGCUUACGGAUCGAAAGCUUUGCAGUAAUAAAUUUACGUGGUGUUUCCACAAACAAAAACAAUUAUAUUUUAUCGCCAUGCAAACAUUCAAAGAACUUAUAACAUUGUUUUAUUAUGUGUUAUAUACUGUAUGUUUAUAUUUCUUGUAUAAUUAUAUAUUUACGGUAUAAUUUACAUGCCUGCAUUAUUGUCUCACGCACCAGAGUACUUGGAAAUUAACACCGUAAACCUUCGAAUAAGCUCGAAUAUAAGCCAUGGACUCAUAUUAAUAAUUCUCAUAUUCUCUUGCAAGCAUUAUUUUUUGACGGACGUCGACUUAUACAUGGAAGGGGGGGGCUUACAUACGCGGGGAGCUUACAUACGGACGACAUUUGUACCUGCCUCUCUCGAUGAUUCCAACAUUCCUGCUGCAAUUACCAUGUAUCGUUCACUGAAACCAAUUUUUAAAACGUUAAAACAUGUCUUUAGAUGUUGAUUUUAUUGUUUUGAAAUUUAUGAAUUCUUCUAAAACAAUAUUCAGUAAUUUGAAUAUUAAUAAAUGGGGCAGGUGUCGUUGUGAUUGUGUUCCUUUAAUUAGAGAACGCUAUACCUCGCACAGGCUUAAUACGCAUUUGGUUGGUUAAUUGGGUAGAUUAAAUGCAUCUGAUUGGUUAGUUAAUGGUAACGGUAGUAGUAGUGGAAAGUCAAAAUCAGAACCGUUCUAUUCAGUAUUCCGAAGAAACAAGUUUUAAUUAAGGUGGAAAAAAAUGGAAAAUUCACGAUUUAGAUGCGUAUUUUUGCAAUUGGACAACUAUUACUCGUUGAUAAACAAAAAGUAUUACCUAUAUAAAACAACAUCUAAUAUAAAGAGUUUGAAUUUUGCACAAAUGUUACACAACUGCCGUUGCUAUGGCAACAAUGACGUUUCAAGAUGGCGGAUAUUUUUACUUUAAAGUAAUCUAACUCGUAAACGACAUCGGUGACCCCCAAAUUUUAUUUUAAAAAAUGAUUUCUCUUAGUACAAUAAAUUACUUUGACAAUUUAAAAAAAUUCUGUGGAGCCAAAUUUUUUUAAAUUACGUAAAGGUGAUUAUUCAUAAUAACUUUUUUUUGGCUCCACAGAACUUUUUUUUAAAUGACAACAUAAUUGAUUAUACUAAGAUAUAUCGUUUUUUAAAAUAAAAUUUGAGGAUCGCCGAUGUCGUUUACGAGUUAAAUUACUUUAAAGCCAAAAUAUCCGCCAUCUUGAAACGUCAUUGUUGCCAUAGUAACGGCAGUUGUGUAACUUUUGUGCAAAAAUUGAAAUCGUUUAGAUGUUGUUUUAUAUAAGUAAAGUACCUUUUCUUUAUCAUCAAGUAAUACUUGUCCAAAAAUACUCAUCUAAAUCGUGAAUUUUCCAAUUUUUUUUUAAACUGUAUUGAGCCACCUUUUAAAGCAUAAUUGUUGAAAGUUAAAACGUAUGCAUGAGUAAAAAUCAAUUAGCCUUUCCCACGCCGCCAUUUUUGAGAUACUUUUUUGCCAAUCCUGCGAGCGUAACACCACGUAACGACGACAUUUUGUAAUUUGUGGGUGUAUGAUGGUAAAUAGUUAGUUUGCUCUGAAAUGUUGCUUUUUACAUUGUUAUAAUCGUUUACGAAAAAUUACAGUACCCCAAAAAUGGCGGCGUGAGAAAGGCUAAUUGAAGUACAAAUUAUAUGCUGUUUAAAGUAAUAUUUUUAUUCGUUUGAGCUUUCGUCAUUUGUGAUGAUGUCGUAGAUUGAUCCGUAAAUCCUAUUUGGUUUACAACCUUGUUUGUUUUGUUAGUUGUGUACAAGAUAGGUCAGUGAUCUUCCGAUCGACGGUUAUGAGGUUGGAGCAAAAGCAUUACCUUAGCAAUUACCUGAGCACAUGCACUUAACUGAUUCGUACGCCUAUAAAUAUCAAAUGGAAAGUCCUGGUUAAUUAAUGACGAUUUUUUAUUCUCCAAUCAAUUCUAUUUUUCUUCUUUACAGAUGUGGUUGUUCAGUUUACUAACAUUCUGUCAUCAGUUACUGAGGGAUCAAGGUUCGCAACUGUCCAACUUAGUGCUACUGGAGAGAGAGCAAUUAAUGUAACAGUAAAGUACGUACAAGUUACAAUUCUUUUUGAACCAUUAUAAACACCGGUACUCAUUCUAAAAGCACAAGUUCUGGCUGACUUUAGCUAACAUUGACUAUAAUGGCGUUAAAUGCAUGCUAACUGCAGUAUAGUUAGAAAACUGUCCUGUUAAUUUCAGGGAGUUAAUUUCCAGUAUAGUUAUUUUGAACCCAAUUUUAAUCCACAUUUGGAGUUAAUUUGGUUAAAAAAAAUUCAAUGGGAUAUCGAGUUAAAUGGAUGUGUAUCCACUAAGCGUUGCAUGGAUAUUAAAUCAACCAGGAUUUCCUUAGUCAUAUCAAAGCAACGUAAGUAUACUCAAUAAGUUAAUUGAAUCAAAGUAAAUUAAAAGGUACGUAUACCAAUACAAUACUCCAAUCCAUUUAUACUGUUAACACUUUUUCCUAUCCCUGGGCUGGGAAGUUUGACAGCAAGACGUUAGUGCAUUUAUCAGAUUCUUUAAAUAUGCCUACUGGGCAUACAUUCAUGCAUGUUGACAUUUAGGGCCAUUUAUACGGGACAAAAUAAGACGCGACUUACAUAAGACGCGACUUAAAUAAGACGCGAGUUUGUCGUAUAAAAGGUUCAAAAUUCUUAUGUAAGACGCGUCUUGGAUAAGACGCGUCUUACAUAAGAACAGGACAUUUGGCUGUUCUUAUUUGGGUCGCGUCUUAAAUAAGAAAUUUUGGGCAAAAAUUCUAACUACACAUGUCCGAAACUUGAAACAACGUAAAAUUAUUAGCCUUGCAUAUUAAAACAAAAACAACCGAAACAACAUUAUAGCUAUAGAAAGUAAAAAUAAGAAUAAAUCCGUAGAGAACCAUUUAUGCGAUAACUCCGCUUAUAUAAGACGCGUCUUAUGUAAGACGCGACUUAUUUUGUCCCGUAUAAAUGGCCCUAUUAUUAAGUUACACUGGCGUUUUCUGUGCAAGGUAUAUAUAUAUAUUUGCUUUGAGAGAACUCUGUUGUGUUGUUUUCUUUAACAUUGUACAUAUAUUAUAGCAACAAAUAUACACACGUACUGUUUGUAUAUAUAUAUUAAUAUUUCGAAGUCACUUUUUAAAAAAUUCUUAAUUUGUGUUUAUUAAAUUAAUUCACUUCAAUUUGGCUGAUAUAUAUAUGUUAUUUACCGGCUGCGAAGUCCGGAUGAGAAAAACUGUGCCCGAGGUCUUGAAAACAGUUUUUCUCAUCCGGACCGACGCUGCCGGUAAAUAACGUGUUUAUUUUUUAUCAGAUGUAAAAAUUAAAUUGAUUAAAAUUCCAGGGAUGCUUGCGAACUAAUUUGAGAUCAGUGCAGUUGUGUAUUUUCAAAGCGAGGCGAGAAAAUUGGCAAGAAAGACACAAAAAGACGUAUAGUUUCAGUAAAAAUGUACAUGCUUUUUUCAUGAAUAUGUUAGCAGAGAAGCUUUGGAAUAAAAACUUUUAUGCCUGGCGUUUUGGCUUUGGCUUUGACAAGUUGCUCCUGCCAACGACAGGUUCAUGUUCAGAUCCGAUCAAAAACAUGUAAAAAUGAAUCUGUUGUGAUUUAAUAGUAACGUUUUUAUACUAAAAGGACAAUGAAAAAGGUAUGUUAUUUUUAUAUUUUUGUAUUUUUUCUUGUCGUUUCACGAUAAUAUGCUUGAAAAAAGUGUUUUUAAACACAAACUUUUACUUUGUUUACAAUAUUUAUAUCAGUGAAAAAUACAUGACACAAAUGGGUAGAGAAUAUAUUCGUGUCUUAUUUUUACUGUUGCUGUUAAACCUUCUUUUAAAUGGGAAAACAUUUAUUUUACAAUAUCUGUUUAAGCUGUAAUUUUUCGCUUUUAAGCGGCCGAAUACAUGAGCAUUCAAAAAAGAUAUAGUUUUCUCGACGUAAGUUUUAUACAUGUCAAAUACUUUCCGACUUUCAGUCCAUUUCUAUAUCAAAAUAUUGUCAAUUGUCGUGAACAUCGUGCUUAGUAUUAAUUGAUGCUAUUCAUUUUCGUAUUCUGACUAUCAUUAGGCUAUGUUUUUCAAACGUUUUUGGCAGAUUUUUUCGUUUAAAAACUGUUUCACUCCUCAGUGUUUGCCGCGAAAACCAGAGCCACAGAAUAGGAAGUUAUACCAGAAGCGUAACUCAAGCAAACAUUUGUCCGCGUUUUUACAAGCGAUUCGUCAUCAAUCACGCCAUCCUGGCUAGUACAACCGGCACUUUGUACCUAGCAAAACCUGAUAAAAACUUCCGGUUGUACUAGCCAGGAUGGCGUGAGCCAGUUAAAAUUUUCGUGGACGUCAAACAAUAAGGGAAACGACUAGAGUUACGCUUCUGGUAUAACUUCCUAUUCUGUGCCAGAGCGGGCAGUUGCAUUUCACAGCGGGCAGUUGCGUUGCAGAGCGGGCCGGAUGCAAAAAACCGGCCCGCUCUGAAAGGCUCCUCAGCCAAUCAGAUUGCUUCAUUUUCACUGAUAAAAAAUAAAUGAGGGUAUUUCAACUGUAUUUUUAGGCCUAAGGUAGGGAAUUUAACCGCAGAAUAUCGAAAAAAAUCUCCUGGGGUAUGCGGGGGUGGGUUGGGGGUGGGCUGUUGGGUGACCAUGAUGGGAUGUUAACAGUGUAAAUUAAUUGGCGUAUAAUUAAUAUUAUAAUGUACCUGCAGUAUUAAAUAGAGGAAAACGACGCUUCCAUGUUUGCUGCGAUGUCUUUCUCGGUUUUAAGCACACUAAAAGGCACAGUUCAGCCUUUUGAAUAAUGGUUUAUGAGGCGCAUUUUAGGCCUUUUAAUUGAAAAAAUCAAUUAAGCAUAAUUCAAGAUCUGGCUCAGCUUUUUUUAACAUUUUAAAACAUUUUUAUUGUUAAAAACAUUGAGUUUACUGAUCUUGAAUUAUGCUAAAUUGAUUUUCCUGCUUAGUUUUUUCAAUUAUAAAAGGGCUGAAAUUGCCUUAAAAAACCAUAAUUCAAAAGGCUGAACUGUGCCUUUAAGGCACUAAUUAUAUAUUUUUCACUGUGCUUAUCAUAAAAUAUGUCUUUUAUUUGUAUACUAAACAGAUUUAUGCAAGGGAGCGUUUGUAUGUGGUUUUCUUUCCAUUUAAAUUUAGUGUCAGUACGCAAGCUGAUUCUGCUUCACCGAAAGUUGAUUACGUCACAAAAACAGAAAGUGUAACUUUUCAACCUAGCGAGAUAUUUAAAAUUGUGGAAUUUACUAUCAUUAAUGAUCAGAGAAUUGAAGAAGGAGAAUCAUUUAAAGUUAUUUUGAAUGCAGUUUCAAGUCAAGUGACCCUGGGUGCUAUUAAUGAACAUACGGUUCAAAUUAUUGACGAUGACUGUAAGAAUUACAUUUAUGAUAUGGUUUUUAAACACUACGUACUGUUGAGAGAUUUAAGCGCAAUUUUCAAAAGAGCUUUGAUAUAGUCUCUAUAUAUAGCCUAGUGCACAACAAAAUAUUUUAGACAAUUAUCCAACUACUGCAUGCAUUUAGUUAGGGACCAAGGUCAUUUUUUCAACCCCUUGCCCGGCCGGACACAUACCUCUUUUUCUCUCUUCCUUUGCCUUGUGUCCAUUAGCGUUAACGUCUUUUAAAAUGUUCCUUCUAAGUUGCGACUGUGCAGUUUACAAGUUCAGUCUUCUCUGGAAAUGAAACAUUUGGUUCUGCUGAUAUCUGGGUUAUGUUGACUGGAGAUUUGGAAGAUCCUACUUCAGUGAAGUACGUUGAUUAUUUUUAGUUUUGUUUGUUUCUAGCAGUUGAAUAAUCUACUGAUGAAGAGACUAAUUUCUUCAAUUGAAUUACAUAUUUUGCAGUAUAUUUUUCUUUUUAAUAUAUACUAACACUAUUUCCAAGUUAAAAAUAUUCUGCAAGACUAUAUAGCCUAGUAUACAGCUAUUUCAAUUAAGGUUGUCCCCGAGCAAAGCGGAAAAGUCGAAUGCAAGCGCGAAAGGCUGAUGGGAAUCCCUAAUAAAUGAGUGAAAUUAUUAGCGUUCCCAGCAGCCCUUCGCGCUCGUAUUCGACUUUUCCGCUUUGCUCGGGGGACAACCUUAAUUGAAAUAGCUGUAUAUUUAACACUUAGUGAUUGGAAAUUUCAGGAAACAGUAUGUUUUGUGGAUCUGAAAUUGCCAAAUGUUUGCCAAUGGAAAAUUCCAAUGAAUAAACUUCAACAUGAGCUCCACCUUUGAAUUUACUAUGUAAAUUCUUAAACACGUCCGAAUUUAUCAUUAUGAUAAAUUCGCUGCACAUUUUGAAUUUAUCAAUAGAGUUAAUCAUAAACUGACCCCAAGCAUUAGACAAGACUUUUUGUUAUAAAUAUAAUGUAACUAAAAGGGAGGUUGGUCGCGCGGGGGUUAGGAGAUUCCCAAGAUUCCCAAAGAAAAGGUUUCGAAAAGUUUUAAAAAGGGGUUAGGGGUUGGGGUUAAUGUUAGGGUUAGAUGCCGCAAAUUUAUCAUUAUGAUGAAUUAAAAAUGUGUCGCGAAUUUAUCAUAAUGAUAAAUUCGAACGUGUUUAAGAAUUUACUCAUAUUGAGUAAAUUCAAAGGUGGAGCUCAUGCUGAUAAACUUGUACUUUCCAUAUACAAAGUGCCAAAGACAGCGAAAAGCGAAGCAGAAAUGAGAAAAUUCAAUUUUUGUUCUCCAUAGGGAUUAACGGAGCGAUUUUAAUUAUUCACUGGUGAAUAAAAGUAUUGUCCGACUACUUUCCGAUGACUUUCAUGUGAUACGCACUGAUCUGAUAGUAUAGGUGAUAGCAUGAUACGUCGUCUCGUCUAGUGAGAAGCAAGAGUAUAUGAACAUUGGCACUUGCUAAAUAAUUAUAAUAAUAAUAAUGAUAAUAAUAAUUACAUUUUAAUAAUAAUAAUAAUAAUUAAAUAAUAAUAAUAAUACUUGACAUUUUACUUAUAUAGUUAACACAAUCAUGCGUGCCGGUUUCUAUCCUUAUAUCAAGUAUAAAAAUAUUAAUGAAUAUAGUAAACAUAUUUCUUAUUGUGUUCUAUGUAUUUCAAGUUUAUUUCUCAGAAAACAUCUAUAUGAUUGUUUUAGUGUUUCUACACAACAAGACACGGCGGCGGCAGGAGUUGACUAUACAAGUUUGACCAAUUCUGUUCUGACGUUUACACCUGGAGGAACAACAUUACAGCACAUAACAGUUAAUAUAAUAGAUGAUGACUUGAUUGAAGGAACUGAAUGGUUUACUGCUAGCCUAUCAACUACCAGUCCACUGACAAAAAUUGGAAAUAUUAAUGAGACGAUUGUACGAAUUACUGAUAAUGAUGGUACGCAACUAGAAACAUGUUGACUGGUAUAUAUUUUAAUUGAAGCAAUGCUAUAAGUACUAUACGCGCUAUCCACUGGAUGCAGUGACUUUUUCAACCUGCAUAAAAAUUAAUGCUCUUUCAGAGAAGUUAAUUUGCAUGGUCGUCAAUCCUGGGGGGGGGGGAUGGGGGGGGGACGUGUCCACCCCUGUUUUUGGAGUGGGGGGGGGACGAAUAUCUAAUUAUCCCCCCCCCCUUUUUGACAUGUUUAAAGAAAUUUCUUGGUUAUCUAAAAACCUAAUGUAUGGUAUGCUGUUCAUCAAAAAUUGUGAUUGAAAGGAAGACAUUUAAUAAGAAGAAGUACAACGUAUGAUCUUUCUGUACCCGCUCGGAGCAAGUACUGAUAUCUCAUAUGUAAAAUUGUAAAUACUUAAAAAUAAUUGCGUUUUAACUGUCUCGUCUAAUCCUACAAGGUUAUUACAGUUAGCUUAAUAUUAUGUAAUAUUUAAUGAAAAGAAGCAGUGGCGGACACUAGGGGAGGGGGCGAGGGGAGGGGGCGAGGGGGGGGCUAGCCCCCUGAAUAAUUUUGAAAGACUGUAAAAAUCUUGUACCAAAUAACACAAAUCACAGUAUAUAACGUAAUUGUCAUAUUAAAUAAUAACUAUUUGAUAAAACUUAAGCUAAAACAGUAAGCAAUAUACCAAACAAUAUAAUAAUAUACGUUUCUGUACUGUACAUGACACAACAUACGCAUUUUAUACAUUAUUUUUGCCGGGUACUAGGAGGUCAACUUUUUGCAACAGGCGCUUCUUUAAAUGCCAUUGUCGAUUUCUUGUUGUUUUUGAAGCUUAUACUAGUCUUUAGCAGCAAACUUUUCUGCUGCACCAUAUUAUUUGAAUGCGUAUUAAACUAUUAUGCCAAAAAACAAUGGAUAAUUCAAUUAAUAUUCCAAUUUUAAUUGUGUUAACAAAAACAAAAACGUGCGCAGCGAAUAAAUUUCACUCACUUAGCGAAUAAAUUUUUACAUGCAAUUCCAUUCAGCAAUGUUAAUAAUCAUGUAAAUAUUUUCUCUGAAAUGUUGUUUUUCUAUGCUUUGCAUGCAUGUGAUUUAUAAUUGAAUGCCGACCAUUAAAACAGUGUUUUGAAAACCUAGUUUUUUGUGUUCUCUGAAUGCUGCAAAUGCCAUUUCCGGGAUCCGAAUUUUAAAAUUUUCCCGUGCUUUCGGCACGAGCCCCCCCCCCCCCAAUAUUUCGUAAAGUGUCCGCCAUUGAAGAGAAGUUAUAUGUAAAUUUCCAGGUGCUAAUAAAUAUUGAUUAACUGAGUUUCCCUUACAUAGAUGAUUAUCAUUAAAAUAAGGCAAAUUGUUAAUUUAAUAGAUUAUUAGCAUUAUAAAUAAGAGUGAGGAAAUGUUCAUCGACAGUAACGUCUGGUCACAGGCUAGGACAUGUUGGUUUCUCACAUAGUUAACAUACUCACAUUUCUCACGUGGAUUUAAGAUCAUGCACAUUGUAGUAUGAUUUUAUAAGUGCCUCCAAAACGCUGGGAAUGCCGUACCAAAAUUUUAAAAAACAUUUCGAGUAGCAUGCCUCCGGACCUUCAUAGUUUGGAGUCCGUCCCUCCACUUUUUGGGAUAGAUUGACGCCCUUGUUAAUUUGUACUCAAAACACAUGCAGAACUAUCUGUGUUAUCAUGAAAAGUCAAAAGUCAACGCCAAAACUUUAUUAUAUCAUUCACAAAUUGCAUGUAUUUUUGACCUACAUGAAUACAGUCGACGUAUCCAUUUGUAGAUUAAUUGUUAAGAAUAGUACGAGCCCUCUCGCACCAAAAUUGUACAAACCUAGGCGUAUGGGCCGGGGGGCAUGGGGGGCGUGUGCCGUGCGUCAUUCGGGAAAAACAUGAAAAAUUCUGAAAAAUUAUGUUAUGUCCGGAAAAUUUUUUCUAUGUGUGCGAAAAUUAUGGGAUAUAAGGGAAAAUCAUUUGGUAUGUCCGAAGAAUUUUUUGUAUAUUUGCGAAAUUUACGGGAUAUUAGGGAAAAUUUUUAGGUAUGUCAGGGAAAAUUUUUUUGGUGACCUCCCCCCCUUUCACCAAAUUUUGGGGAGAAAUAUUAAUUGGCGAAUGUCGGGUAAACUAAUACUGUGCCUCAAACAAGAUUAGGCCCGUACGCCCAUGUGUACAAAUAUAUUGUUUUCACUACCAUCUUUUUUCAUUCUGUGACUAUUAAUAUAUAUUUGGCUAUUUUGCGUUUAACUUUAAAUUACAAAAGUGUGUUGUGAUAUUUAGCAAAACAUUUAAAUUUUUCUUUUGUCGAAUAUUGUUAUUUAGUGGCUUCACUGGGAUUUAGCAAUGUACUAGAUUUCCAAGUCAACGAAGGAAACGUUGUUCUUCUUACUGUUCAACUCACUGGAGUUGCCCAAGGGCCGACGUCUGUGAUGUAAGUCAUGCAAAAUAUAUUUUCAAUGUUUGCGAGUGCUAAUUGUUGUUAUGGAGAUGGAUAGUUUUUUGUUAGUUGCUGCAUAUAUUCAGUACGUUCUUAGCUUAUAAUUCUUAUUCCCCAAUUUUACAUAUAGGGCUACAGUGACUAUCUCACUUGAAAGUGCCAGCAAUAAAGAUGUCAAUGUUACAUCGUCAAUUGACUUAAACUUUAGUUCUUUUAAUGCUGAGGAAUCUAUUGCCAUAAGCACCGUGGAAGAUUUAUUAAUUGAAAGUGACGAGGUGUUUCGUGUUAAUAUAUCGACAUCAAGUUCAAAUGUGGAAAUUAAUGGUGGGAUUACAACUGUUACAAUCCUGGAUAAUGACAGUAAGUGCAUGUGUUCUACAUGGUCUUAA
Paramuricea clavata is the source of this 24357-nucleotide messenger RNA. Lineage: Eukaryota; Metazoa; Cnidaria; Anthozoa; Malacalcyonacea; Plexauridae. The record is from the annotation of a GenBank genome assembly.